Vespula pensylvanica (western yellowjacket) is the source of this 731-nucleotide messenger RNA. RefSeq lists its product as uncharacterized. NCBI's taxonomy places the organism in Eukaryota, Metazoa, Arthropoda, Insecta, Hymenoptera, Vespidae. The record is from RefSeq and is a predicted model, not a curated record. The transcript is spliced from 6 exons. The coding region runs from base 1 to 585 and encodes 194 amino acids.
AUGACUAGAUAUCCUUAUUAUAAUUGUGAUACAGUGGGAAUAGUACAAAAAAUCCCAUAUAUUCAAGUAUCCCCUGAAAACAGUUUAACAGUUCACUUCUCUUCAGCUUGUGUGAAAUGUGGAAUGUGCAUUGCUAUAGCAAAUCAAAUAAACGAUACGUUAUUAGAAAUACAUGAAUCUUUGGAUACUUGGUUAAAUGAUACAGAAGCCGUUAUUCUUUUGAGAAAUAUUUGUAAUUUUGCUUUUAAACACUACAGUUUACGAGAAAUUAAUGGCAAAAGAUAUAUUUGCGAUCAUGUUCCUGGUUCUACGUUAGUAACAUCUUCGGGUGAUGGUUUAUGGGAGACGCAUUUGAGAGAUAAUUGUCAUGAAUAUUUGAAUGAAAUAGACCCAUUAGAAUUGUAUCAGCAUUGGCAACAAUGGUGUCAGGAUGAUCAUAAAAAUCCUGAUUUGGUUACAAUACUUUGCAGAAAUGACGCUGGGAAACUACGUGAUUGCAGAAGUAUGGACGAUAUGAUUAAAUAUGAAUUACCUUCGAAAAACUAUCAAGCAGAUAUAAAAAUUAAAGUAGAAUUCGGAUGUUGAAGUACAAAUGCACAUAAAUUAUUUAUAUCGGUAUAUUAAUUUUUAUUUAUUCGAUUUAUAUAUGUGUGUGUAUGUAUAUAUAUGUUUGUAUAUAUACACACACACCACUCUUAUAUUUGUUUUGUAUAAAUUGAGGUAUGAUUAUA